UGUAUUUUACAGGUUAGUCAAUAUGUAGCAGAAGGUCUUGAACGGGCUAGAGACGGACUGACUGAAGCAGCUAAUUUGAGGGAAAGAUUUGUGCUGGGUACAAGUGUCAGCCGUAGGGCGGAGGCCGCGGCUGCAGCUGGUGAAAGCAGUUUUAGAUCUUUCAUGGUUGCUGUACAACGUUCGGGAAGCAUUGUUGCUAUUAUUCAACAAUACUUCACCAAUUCUAUAUCUAGACUUUUGCUUCCUGUGGAUGGUGCACAUGCUGCUGCUUGUGAAGAAAUGGCUACAGCAAUGUCCAGUGCAGAGGCUGCUGCUUACAAAGGAUUACAACAGUGUAUUGAAACUGUCAUGGCCGAGGUAGAGCGACUGCUUUCAGCUGAGCAAAAGGCUACAGAUUAUAAGUCACCUGAUGAUGGAAUGGCUCCUGACCACCGGCCAACUACUGCCUGCACAAGGGUUGUGGCUUAUCUCUCUCGGGUACUGGAGUCUGCAUUCACUGCUUUAGAAGGUCUUAACAAACAAGCAUUUUUGUCUGAACUGGCGGCCAAUCAUGCCAAUGCAUCUUCGUCUCGUAGCAAGGGUUCUUCCUCAUUCGAUGACAGGCUUUCGUUCAAGUUGGCUCCUCAACCGAACUCACAGCCCAGAGAACAUACAGAGUACAAAGAGAAGACAUUUUCUAGGCCAGAGAGAAUCCGAUCAAGUUCUUUCUCAACGGAUUCAGUAUCACCGGACGUCGUGAAGUCGGUUUGCAUGAUAUGUGAGAAGCCACUGAGACAGAAAUUUAAUUUUAUGGGGAAUUCACUAUCUUGCAAUGAACUUGCAGUUGUAGCAGUUUUAGUAUGUGGUCAUGUUUAUCAUGCGGAUUGUCUUGAGCAAAGAACUAGCCUCGAAGAACUACGCGAUCCGUCAUGUCCUAUAUGUACAGGUUUACUCUUGCAGGAUCAUGAAUGUAAAGAACAAGAAUAG
Lathyrus oleraceus (garden pea) is the source of this 966-nucleotide messenger RNA. RefSeq names its product exocyst complex component SEC10b. The annotation marks the transcript as partial. Gene Ontology annotation, biological process: Golgi to plasma membrane transport; exocytosis. Lineage: Eukaryota; Viridiplantae; Streptophyta; Magnoliopsida; Fabales; Fabaceae. The record is from RefSeq and is a predicted model, not a curated record. The transcript is spliced from 8 exons. Gene Ontology annotation, cellular component: exocyst; cytoplasm.